AUGUUCCCGUUCCUCGACCGCACGACUUUCGAGACGACAGUGUCAAGUCCCAACUUCCCCAACCUCCUCGAACGGAGCAAGCCAUGGUGUUGUCUCUACCACAGUGUCCUUGCUCUCGGGUCCCAGUACGCUGAUGGUGGGACGUUCGAGCCUGGCAAGGGCGAGUCGUGGCGGCUGUUCUCUGUCAGUUUGAGUGGCUUUUCGGAGCUCCUGCUGCUUCCUGAUUCUCUCACUACCUUGCAAGCACUAACGGCAAUGUCAGUGUAUGGCCUAGGGAUCUCGGGCUUGGCCGUCGAACCUGUCAUCAUGUCAGAGGCAGCAAGACGGGCUCAGAUGAUGUCCAGUCAUAGUUUCACUGGCCCGACGGCUCAUGCUUAUCAGAAAUCUUUCUGGAUUCUCUACGCCGUUGAGAAGAUCACUAGCUUCCACUUUGGGAGGAGCUCUGGAUUCGUGGACAGCGACAUCUCUUGUACUAUCCCCGUCGUUCCCGAAGCAACAUCAGGAGACUUCAGCUGGUUCCUGCACUUAGUGCGCUUCGCUCGCCUCCUGUCUCGAGCAUAUACAUCGCUCUUCUCGGUCGGCGUGUCGGGUAACUCCGAUUCGUAUUACCUCGACGUGAUUGACCAGUUGAACGGUGAACUCGAGGAGUGGAGAGCAACCCUGCCCGACAAUGGCUUCCGGCCGGGUGGAAUUCUGCGCCCUCAAAUCGUAUCCGGUCCCAACGCGAGAUCGUUGACUCUCAUUCUUCAUUAUCUCUACUACAGCAUGCUACUGACUCUCGCGAGGACCACGCUGUGCUAUCUGCCUAUCCCUGAAACGCCGGCGGUGACAGCGACAAAGGAUGACAAGAUGAAGACCAUUUUGAAUGCAUCGAGGGCCAUCUUGGAGUUGACUACGAUGAUUGAGGUUGAGCCAUACACGGCCACAUGGGUCCUUGCGGGAAUUCCCAUCACCGCACUUUUCGUCUUAUUCGACCUCGUGAUUCAUGAUCCUCGGCAACCAGACACCGGUAUCAAUCUGGCUCUGCUCGACAUGGUUGCCGGUCACUUUAGUCGGAUUGAAUAUGCCAGCGGCGGCACCGUGCCCGGUUCUUUGAUAGCCGAGUUCGCGAAGAUUGCGCGGGACUACGUCAAUGAAAUUCAGCAUUCCGAGGCCGGCUUGAUGAGUCCUGCGAGACCACAUGCACCCACGAAUCCUUCCGCGAUGCAAAUGGUACAGCAGUCAUCAGAUCUUGAUGGCGGAAACAACAAACAACUGGCCAGGCCAACACAAAUGACUCUGGAUCUAUCUGAUACUGUGUCGAGGGAGUCCAUGAUAUCCGGUCCGGUGCAACAACCAGGAUACACCGACUUUGCUUUCGACAGUGGGAUGAGUCAGGUGUCCCCCAGUGCGCUCAUGGGAACCGACGUGAUGGGAAUCUUUAAUUAUUUCCUGCCCGAUCUGGACCCUAUGUUUUACCAGGGUAUGGCGCAGGAGUACGAUCUGCUGCCGCAGCAGCAUGGAGGGACCGUCCAGAGCAUGGACAAGUGA
Colletotrichum spaethianum is the source of this 1530-nucleotide messenger RNA. RefSeq names its product fusaridione A cluster transcription factor fsdR. The transcript has 4 exons. NCBI's taxonomy places the organism in Eukaryota, Fungi, Ascomycota, Sordariomycetes, Glomerellales, Glomerellaceae. The coding region runs from base 1 to 1530 and encodes 509 amino acids. Gene Ontology annotation, molecular function: DNA binding; zinc ion binding. The record is from RefSeq and is a predicted model, not a curated record. Gene Ontology annotation, biological process: DNA-templated transcription.